This is a messenger RNA of Prunus persica (peach), 722 nucleotides long. RefSeq lists its product as uncharacterized. Bases 126 to 413 code for a protein of 95 amino acids. The transcript is spliced from 4 exons. The record is from RefSeq and is a predicted model, not a curated record. Lineage: Eukaryota; Viridiplantae; Streptophyta; Magnoliopsida; Rosales; Rosaceae.
AGUGUAAAAAGAAGAAGGAAAAAGUUUUAUUUCUGCUGGAUUUGAUUUGACCCCCAAAAAAUCGUUGCCAAACACGGUGAGCUGCGUAGGAAAUUUGUAAAUCAAGCACCAGGGAGAGUGAGAAGAUGGGGUUUGUAAUGGAGUUUGCUGAGAAUCUGAUACUGAAGCUAAUGGAGGACCCUAAGGAGAGGGAUAGGAAAUUCAGAGAGCAUGUGUAUGCGGUGAAGGACCAGUGCAACAAGACCAAGGAGAUGUGGGCCCUACCUCUCCGUCCCUAUGGCUUUUGGACCUUCGAGCGCCACAAUUCGCAGCUUCGUUGGGAUGCCCAAAUUAGCCAGGUUGCCGGCCGGAGGGACCCCUACGAUGAUCUCCUCCAACACAGCACUGACCCUGUCACCUCCAGAACUAAAUGAGUGCAUAUAAGGUAAGGAUCUGGUUCUUUUGGACGGAAAGUUGCAUAAUCACUUGGAGGUUUCUGUUGCAGUUGGAAUUCAGUGUUGCUGCAAAAGUGUUGUUUGGUUUUAUUGCUUUCCUCAAGACUGGUCUCUGUUUGAAUAAGAGUCCGUGUAACUGUUGUGUUGUGGAUGAACAACUUUUCACUUCAUGUGAAUUCUAUAAUUUUUUUUUAUAUAUUUAGUACCAUACCAAUCUAGGGAUGCCAUUCGCUUUGGUUCGGGCUUAUGCAGACAAUACGAAAUAAAAGAAGGUUUAGUUAGGAGCAA